Chrysoperla carnea is the source of this 804-nucleotide messenger RNA. RefSeq lists its product as uncharacterized. Lineage: Eukaryota; Metazoa; Arthropoda; Insecta; Neuroptera; Chrysopidae. The transcript has 2 exons. Bases 1 to 804 code for a protein of 267 amino acids. The record is from RefSeq and is a predicted model, not a curated record.
AUGUACAAAAAUGAAUAUUUAAUUGAUAUUCCAAUAACAUGCAAAAAUACUGCUUCAGGAGAAAAAAGGCGAGCAUGUCUUAAAAGAAUUUGUCCUACGCUUGAAGGCAAAGAAUACAACAGAGAUUUUGGUCUCGGCUCGUGUCAACCACAUUGUGCCCCUAAUGGAGUUUAUUUUCCUGGAAAAUGUCCUUACAAAUCUAUACCUGCAUGCAUAUGUAAAAAAGGUUAUUGCCGAAAUCCAUUGAAUUGGUAUAAAUGCAUACAGCCAAGGGUUUAUAAAAAAACUACGGAACAACAAACAAAAUGUGUUGACAAAAAUAAUCCGGAAAAUAAUAAUUCUGGAAAAGAAUGUAUUGAAAACAAUAUUUCUGAAUCUAAAAUUACGAGCAGUGAAAGUAGUAUGGAUACUGGAAAGAGCUCUGAAGAGUUAAUUCCACCAAAUCUGGGUAGUCUUGAUUUGUUGAACCCUACUGAUGCAAAAUCAAAUGAGUCUGUUGAUAAAAACACAAGUGAAACUAAAGAUACAGAUGAAAGUGGAAUUGAGCAAGAAGGUAAUAAACCAAAUAAGUCUGUUGAUAAAAACGUUGGUAAGACAAAUGAUCCAAAUGGAAGUGGAAUUAAUGAGGAAGAAAAUCAUCCUGAUGCAUCGGCCAGUAGUAAUGCAAGUGCUGGUGAAACGAUGGCAAAUGAUGACACAGAGGAGUUUGAAGGUAGCCUUCUGAAAAUCCCAAAAUUUGGUGAACAUAGCCAUAGCGAAGAAGACUUGGUAGAUUUUGCUAUAAAUUUAGUAAGGAGGACAUGA